AACCUGAAGAUUGCGUCAUUCAACGUUCGAAUCUUUGGAAAGAAUAAGAUGUCUAACCCAGAUGUUGUAAACACUUUGGUGAAAAUUAUCUUGCGGUAUGACAUCGUUCUUAUCAUGGAGAUUCGCGAUWAUACUAAGACAGCCAUUGACGACCUACUGAAUCAAGUCAAUGGAAGAUUGUCAGUCCUCGUCUGGGGCGAACAGCGAGUAAAGAGCAGUACGCCUUCUUCUACAGGACUGACAUGGUCUCUGUAGUUCGUUCGUAUGUCUAUGAUGACGGAGAUGAAAGCAAGUACCAGGAUACUUUUGAACGCGAACCAUUUGUUGUUCAGUUCCACUCAACCAGCACAAAGUUAACAGACUUUGUACUUGUUGGAAUACACACUUCUCCGUUAUCAGCACCAGCUGAAAUCGACGCCCUCGUUGAUGUCUACGAUGACGUCAUAUCUAAAUGGUCCAUGAAUGACGUCAUUAUUCUAGGUGACUUGAACGCUGCGUGUAGUUACAUGUCGGAUUCUGAUUGGAAGAAAAACAGAUUGUUUAACGACAAGAGGUUUACGUGGCUCAUUGAUGACUGCAUAGACACAACCGUUGGAGGGAGCACAUGCGCGUAUGACAGGUUCGUUAGCGCAGGCUCAGCUGUGAACGCAGCGGUUGUUCCUGAAACGGCUAGUAGAUUMAAGUUCGACUCCGAGUACAACAUUACAAAUGACUUGGCACUAAAAGUAAGCGACCACUAUCCAAUUGAAAUAAAUCUCGUCAGUAAAGGGUUUUCAGAUGCACUCCAGUCUGUCCGAGAGAGCGUUGAGUACAAGUUUUAUCCCAACAAUCCUCCAAGGCUAACAUACCAUUCCAUCUAUCGUACUGCCCAUUCUUCUUCUAAUCCACUCUUAUCACUUGGCUUUGUCAGUGAGACCUCUAAGUCACCUUCUGGAGCCAUUGCUGUAAUCACAAACUCCAAGAAAGUGACCUCCGACCGGGAGGCAUCGCAGGCACUCUCUCUGAUUUAUYUUCAUUGGAAAAAUCUUUUGAAGAUAGAUCAAGUAGAUUUGGCAUUGUAUAAGGUGGUUAAUAAGAAAUUUCAUAAGGAUUCGUUGACUUCAGCCGUUGUGAAAUUGGUUUGUAGAAAAAUACCUACUCCAGUGGAAUGCUGGGUAGCGUUGGAAAUGUAAUGAAAAGGAGUMAAAUUUUCAUUACCCUUCCCCCCUUAGUCAUAAAUGAAGUAUAACAUUAGUAGCUGAAUGAUGAUUUUAGAAUUUUAAACAAACAUUUAUCAUUCAGAUUAAGAUAAAACAACCAAAUUCAUGAAUAAAAUUACAUAUGGUAUAAAAA
This is a messenger RNA of Actinia tenebrosa (Australian red waratah sea anemone), 1332 nucleotides long. RefSeq names its product deoxyribonuclease-1. Gene Ontology annotation, molecular function: DNA binding; deoxyribonuclease I activity. Gene Ontology annotation, biological process: DNA catabolic process. Lineage: Eukaryota; Metazoa; Cnidaria; Anthozoa; Actiniaria; Actiniidae. The record is from RefSeq and is a predicted model, not a curated record. Gene Ontology annotation, cellular component: nucleus.